CUUCACUUCUCAUUCACAAGAAAGCUCAUAUCCGAUAAACCCUAAGAAGAUGCUCUUACGAAGCGCGUCGACUCCACUUCUCAACUCGUUGGUCCAUGCCUCGAGCCCAAGGGAAUCUCCAAUCGAAGCCGUUGAAUCUGUUCAUCAGAUCCAACGGCCCAGAUCGCUGACGCUCUCUUCCUCUUCAUCUUGCUGUUACAGCCCGGUGUCCGUCCACUCCAGCGACGAAUCCGCGAGGAGAAUGAAACGGACGGCGUCGGAGAGCGAUCUACGUCACCUGACGUCGACGAUGAAGCCGGCGAGUAAGUUCCUCAGCGGCGGCGGUGCUCUGAUGGAGGACGUGGAAGAAGGAAUCGGGUUCGGGCUUAUACGCACGUCUUCUUACGAUGUAUUGAGCUGGGGUUUGGAGGAGGAGGAGGAGGAGGAGGAUGAUACUGAGGUUAGCGGCGGUUGCGGCGGCGGCGGUGGGGUUAUACGCGGCGGAGGAAAGGGUGAUGGAUCCGACGGUGAGGAUGGAGAUGAUGGCACGGACGUUCACUAUCGUAAGAUGAUUGAAGCUAAUCCUGGAAACGGGAUUUUUCUCAGCAAUUACGCUAUGUUCUUGAAAGAGGUUCGUAAAGAUUACUUGAGAGCAGAGGAGUAUUGCGGGAGAGCUAUUCUGACGAAUCCUAACGAUGGGAAUGUUCUGGCUAUGUACGCUGAAUUGGUGUGGACUAUCCAUAAGGAUUCAUCUCGUGCUGAGUCUUACUUUAAUCGAGCUGUUGCAGCUGCUCCUGAUGACUGUUAUGUACAAGCUUCUUAUGCGAGAUUCCUUUGGGAUGCUGAUGAGGAAGAAGAAGAGGAGAGACAUGAAGAAGAACUUGAGCCUCAAACUUCUCGAAUGAGCUUCUUCUCUGGUCCUUCCCCAAUUACGGCCAUGUCUUAAGUCUCGGCAUCUCUAUCCGCUUUAUGUUUUAUAGAUUUAGAUAAGCGUGUUACGUCUAUGAUCUAUCUAACCCUUUUGUUUCAAUGUGAAUUCGUUAUUGUUUGCUUCAGUUUUAGAAUUGGUCUGAGUUGUAGUAGGUACCCACGUGAAUAAAAAUAAAGACUAUCGAAUAAAAGUUUUGCUUUUGAUGGAUGUAA
Brassica napus (rape) is the source of this 1122-nucleotide messenger RNA. RefSeq lists its product as uncharacterized. Gene Ontology annotation, molecular function: protein binding. The coding region runs from base 50 to 925 and encodes 291 amino acids. The transcript is spliced from 3 exons. The record is from RefSeq and is a predicted model, not a curated record. Lineage: Eukaryota; Viridiplantae; Streptophyta; Magnoliopsida; Brassicales; Brassicaceae.